Messenger RNA from Anisakis simplex (herring worm), 606 nucleotides. NCBI's taxonomy places the organism in Eukaryota, Metazoa, Nematoda, Chromadorea, Rhabditida, Anisakidae. The record is from the annotation of a GenBank genome assembly.
AUGUCAUUGAUUACCCUCACUGAACAUUCGGCAUGGAAAAAAUCAAUUGAAAGUAUUGUUUUUUGUAGGUAUACGAUGAACUGCUCGAAGAUCCUUGCUAACUGCGCUGCAGUUCUUAAACGAACUGUUUUGACAAGACAAUUCAGUUCACAUCCACUUGCUGGUCUUUUGGGUCGUUUAAAUCAUGUUGCCAUUGCAACACCUGAUCUUGAGAAAUCAGCAAAAUUUUAUGAAAAUCUUGGUGGAAAAGUCAGCGAAAAAGUGCCUCAACCAGAGCAUGGCGUAUACACGGUCUUUGUGGAAUUACCAAACGCAAAACUAGAAUUAUUACAUCCACUUGGAGAGAAAAGUCCAAUUCAAGCAUUCCUUAACAAGAAUAAGGAGGGUGGUAUGCAUCACAUUUGCAUCGAAGUGAAUCAAAUUGAAAAGGCUGGUUCACAUUUGAUUCCCUUUUGGAGUCGAACGUUUCAGGCGGUAGCUGAAGUAAAGAAGCUUGGCAUCAGAACGUUAGCGAAAGAAACAAAAAUUGGUGCACAUGGUAAACCAGUAAUGUUUUUGCAUCCGAAAGAUUGUGGUGGCGUAUUAAUCGAACUUGAACAAGAAUGA